Siniperca chuatsi (mandarin fish) is the source of this 2123-nucleotide messenger RNA. RefSeq names its product lipase maturation factor 1 (gene lmf1). Gene Ontology annotation, biological process: protein maturation. Bases 14 to 1747 code for a protein of 577 amino acids. Gene Ontology annotation, cellular component: endoplasmic reticulum membrane. The transcript has 11 exons. NCBI's taxonomy places the organism in Eukaryota, Metazoa, Chordata, Actinopteri, Centrarchiformes, Sinipercidae. The record is from RefSeq and is a predicted model, not a curated record.
GAAGUCUGUCAACAUGGCGGCCACCGGAGACGGUUCGGAAAGCUCUGUGAGGAAAAGACGUGCCGACAGAAGUAAGACAGAGACAAAGUGUGCUGACAGCAGUGAAGAAAAUGGAGCAGACGCCAGCAAAGACACCGAGAAAGAAAAGAGCCUUCAGUCGUUACGGACUGGGACUUACUGGCUCACUCGUAUCGUGCUGCUGCGCUCCGUCGCCUUUAUUUACUUUGUGGCAUUCAGCGUUGCUUACAACCAGAACAAGCAGCUGAUAGGCGAGCACGGACUAAUGCCCUGCAAGAGCUACCUCAACAGCGUUAAGCGCUAUGUGGGGGGAAAGAUAGGCAUGGCCGCCUUCGCGUACACACCCUCCAUCCUCUGGUUGUUAGACUGGAGCGACAUGGAUGCCAACCUGGAUGGCAUUGCCCUGGGGGGCAUGGCACUGUCUGCAUUUGUCCUAGUGACGGGAAUGGCCAAUAUGGUGAUCAUGGUUACACUGUGGGUGCUUUACCACUCCCUGGUCAGCGUGGGACAGCUGUGGUACUCCUUCGGUUGGGAGAGUCAGCUGUUGGAGACAGGGUUUCUGGCCAUUUUCCUGUGUCCGAUGUGGACUCUGUCCCAGGUCCCCAGCCACUGUCCCCCCUCCCUUAUCUGCAUCUGGACCUUCAGAUGGCUCAUUGUUCGCAUCAUGCUGGGAGCUGGUCUCAUUAAAAUCAGAGGCGACAAAUGCUGGAGAGACCUCACCUGCAUGGACUACCACUACGAGACCCAGCCAGUUCCUAACCCCAUGUCCUACUACAUGCAUCGCUCUCCGUGGUGGUUUCAUCGCUUCGAGACGUUGUCCAACCACCUCAUCGAGCUCAUCUUCCCGUUCUUCACCUUCUUGGGCAGGCGGAUGUGCAAAGUCAACGGAGCAAUCCAGAUCCUGUUCCAGGUGGUUCUGAUAGUGAGCGGGAACCUCAGUUUCCUUAACUGGCUGACCAUUGUCCCCAGCCUGGCCUGUUUUGACGAUGCAUCGCUGGGCUUUCUGUUUCACUCUGGAUGUGGAGCCAAGAAGGCAGUGCUCGAGGUACAGAAUGAGGAUGCAGCUGGACGCACCCCCAAACCCACCAAAGGUAUGUUUAUACGUCGGGUGGUGAACAUUUCUUUGGGCGUUCUGAUUGGCUACCUGAGCAUUCCCGUGGUGAUGAACCUGUUUAGUUCCAGGCAGGUGAUGAACACCUCCUUCGACCCACUGCGCAUUGUCAACACCUACGGGGCCUUUGGCAGCAUUACCAAGGAGCGUACCGAGGUGAUUUUCCAGGGCACUCUAAAUCAGGAUCCCAAGGACCCCGAGGCGGUUUGGGAGGAGUACCAGUUCCUGUGUAAGCCAGGGGACGUUUACAGACGACCGUGCCUCAUAUCACCGUACCACUACCGGCUGGACUGGCUCAUGUGGUUUGCUGCCUUCCAGACCUACGAGCAGAGUGAGUGGGUGAUCCACAUAGCAGGACGACUGCUGUCCAAUGACAGCACUGUCCUCUCCCUGCUCGACCAAAACCCCUUCCAAGGCAGAGAAACUCCCAGGUGGGUUCGAGGGGAACAUUUCAGGUACAAGUUCAGCCAGCCGGGCAGCGCCAGCGCAGCGCAGGGGAGGUGGUGGCUGAGAAAACGCAUCGGGGCCUACUUCCCUCCCGUGGACCUGGAAGGGCUCAGGGGCUACUUCCAGUCUAGGAACUGGCCCCACCCACACAUACCACCAAACAGGAACUAAAGCCAUGACCUCUGACUACAGUACACAGAGGAAAUCAGAGGACUUCAGGGGUUGAGGUUGGAAAGAGGUCAAUUCAAAGUCAGUUUCAGUGUCAUGUUGCUGGAGUUGAACACAUGUUACAGGGACCAAGGAUGGCAUCAGGUUUUUUCCGAUUGCUUGGUUUCAUGAAGAACUGCUUGAUAAAACCUGAAAUCAAACAUCCUGACAUUUACUCACAAACAAUGUGAUGCUUUUCAAGGUUUCAUUUAGGGAUGUAUCUAUGUAUCAAAAUAAUCACUGCCCUUUGUAUCUCAUAAAACAACGUCAGUGAAAGCCCAAUAUUGAAUGUGAGUCUUGACUAAAAUUUCAAUAUUAAAGCUGGUGCAAUUAAAAUUUA